Molecule: messenger RNA, 1287 nt
Organism: Oryzias melastigma (Indian medaka)
Lineage: Eukaryota; Metazoa; Chordata; Actinopteri; Beloniformes; Adrianichthyidae
Product: ceramide-1-phosphate transfer protein
Exons: 3
Coding region: 183-839 (218 amino acids)
Biological process (GO): ceramide transport; intermembrane lipid transfer
Cellular component (GO): cytoplasm; membrane; cytosol
Molecular function (GO): ceramide 1-phosphate transfer activity; ceramide 1-phosphate binding
Source: RefSeq, a predicted model, not a curated record
UCAUUACACCCACCAUUGUACAGCUGGAAAGCAUUAGAAGAAGAAGAACUUCCUGUAUUUACCGGUCUGAGUCUGCGCAGUAGAGGCGGAUCAAAAUGACCUGUCGUCGGAGUUAAAAGGAGGGAUGCAUCAUUUUUCUUUCCCUUUGCUCUUCCCUGUCAGCAUUUCCUUGUAGAUCCAUUAUGGCUGGGCCCACCGCAUCAGAGAACCAGAACUUCUGCUUUAAAGACGAGCUGGACGCUUUUAAGCUGAGUUUGUCGCCCAACAAGGAGGUGAUUCUCGAGCAUUACUUGGCUGGAUGGAGUGGACUCGUCAAGUUUCUGAACCGCCUAGGGAACGUCUUUGGCUUCAUCUCCAAAGACGCCAGCAGCAAGAUUCAGAUCCUGAAAAACUUUCUGAACGGUGAACACGGCUCUGAAUAUUUCACCGUGCAGUCUAUGGUGAAGUACGAGCUGGAGAACAACCUGGUGGACCUGAAGAAAGCCGGCAGCCACCCGGAGUCGGGCUGCCGCACUCUGCUGAGGCUCCACCGCGCUCUGAGGUGGCUGGAGCUGUUUUUGGAGCGCCUGCGCACCAGCCAGGAGGACGGCAAGACUUCUGUCAUGUGCGCCGACGCAUACAACGAGUCUCUGGCCCAGUUCCACCCUUGGGUGAUCCGUAAGGCUGCGGGACUGGCGUUCUGCAUGCUGCCGGGGCGGCUGUCGUUCUUUGAAGCCAUGAACGUCGGUACCCCCGAUCAGGUUGUCGCCAUGCUCGGGGAGGCGCUGCCGGUUGUAGUUGAGGUGUACCAGAUCACACAGGACCUCUAUGCAAAGCACGAUUUGCUCGACAUUCCGUAGAGAGGACGACGGAUCGGAUCCCAAAAACCAUCUGAGGACUUUGCUGCUACGCCUGUUCGAGACAGGACAGUCUGAAACCACUAAAGCUCCUCGUCUGCAUUUAAUGUAACUUUAAAUGAUCUUUUAAAUCAUUUGCUUGUUAAUUAAUCUGGGUUUAGAAUUUCUCAGAAAACUUGAAACUGUACAAGAAUCAUUCCUCAUAAGGUGUAAGCUGAUGUGUUAUUGAUGUGUAGUAACAAGGAAAAUAUUCAUUUGAGAGUUAAUUUAUCCAGAAACUGAAAAUCUGUUUUGUUUUUUUAAUGGUUAAACUACUACAUUUUAGAAAUGUCAGUCUUGUAAUGAAUUGUAAAUAAAGCAGAUUCUUUAAAUAUUUGAAUGUAUUUCAUUAAGAAAUGUUCCUCUGUUAGUUCGUAAGUAAUGAAUAAAAAUAAACGGGCAUUAUAAAAAA